Messenger RNA from Heteronotia binoei (common prickly gecko), 695 nucleotides. It is a transcript of the gene PKIB, whose product is annotated as cAMP-dependent protein kinase inhibitor beta. Lineage: Eukaryota; Metazoa; Chordata; Lepidosauria; Squamata; Gekkonidae. Gene Ontology annotation, biological process: negative regulation of cAMP-dependent protein kinase activity. The transcript is spliced from 4 exons. The record is from RefSeq and is a predicted model, not a curated record. Bases 373 to 606 code for a protein of 77 amino acids. Gene Ontology annotation, molecular function: cAMP-dependent protein kinase inhibitor activity. Gene Ontology annotation, cellular component: cytoplasm; nucleus.
CCCCCGCCCUUGCUGAAGGGGGACUGGCAGGAAGGAUCUCAUAGGAGCUCUCCAAGAAGUCGCUGAGGCCGAGUUCCCGCCUCCUCGCCUUCCUCAUUCAUUCCGACCGUCAGCGGCUGGUACAGUAUGAGCGGCUCCUUCCUGGUUGUUGGAUGCAAGCUCGCCCGCUCGGACUGCGAGCAAUGGAAGCUUGAGACCGCGUGAGGCGAGCGGAGAGAGCCGAAGCUGGGAAAGUCCUCCUGCCCCUGAAGAAGCGACUGUUGUGUUCAGCUGAAGCUUUGUGCAGCCAGGUAUAAUUAGAAAUCAAGAUAGGGAAAGAGAACAUCCAUCUUUUUCAAAACAUUGAUGUUGCUAUGAGGAAAGAAGUCAGAAAUGACUGAUGUGGAGCCUGUGAUCACAGAUUUUGCAGCAUCAGGAAGAGCAGGCCGCCGAAAUGCCUUACCAGACAUCCUGGGUUCUUCUGCCGCGGGAGCUGGCACAUCUGAACUGCCACUUAAAUUAGCUGAACUAUCCAUGUCAGAAGAUGAAGGCGCUGAAGGUGGAGAAACAUCCUCUGACACUGCAAUGAAAAAUCAAGAAGCAGAAGGAAAAGGAAUGGAUUCCUAAUGUCUAAGGAUGGCUUGACUUGUGCCAAUCUCCUGAUUCCGUUCCCAAUCUGUACUGGACUUUGAAUGACUCAAUAUUAUUAACUGGUU